AUGAGGUCCCUGACUCCCACUGAGUUUGACUUUGAUGAGGAGCUGACCCCCAAGAACACCUUCAUCAACCGUCGCCGGACCCCAGGGUCCAUGGCGUGGUCCAGUGUUCGUCGCGAGGCUCGGAUGGAUAAGGUCCUCUCUGACAUCAAACGCCACCGCAAGAUUGACGAGCAGCUCCUCAGGAGUGGACGCGACCUCUUCAAGAGUGACAAGUCGCGCUCAGCUCCCGCCCCCAAGGACCCCCUGUCGCCCAACAGCCAACGGCAGCGGGAGCGGGACAAAGACCCCAGCACAGUCUUCAGCCCCAGGCAGAGGAGAUACUGGCCAUGCCCCACACUGUGCCUCACUCUGGGGGGCAGAGUGUGA
Molecule: messenger RNA, 366 nt
Organism: Clupea harengus (Atlantic herring)
Lineage: Eukaryota; Metazoa; Chordata; Actinopteri; Clupeiformes; Clupeidae
Product: PAXIP1-associated glutamate-rich protein 1-like
Biological process (GO): positive regulation of cell cycle G1/S phase transition; positive regulation of intracellular estrogen receptor signaling pathway
Cellular component (GO): MLL3/4 complex
Molecular function (GO): nuclear estrogen receptor binding
Source: RefSeq, a predicted model, not a curated record